UUCGAUUUGACUAGAGUAAGAUGUGAGUUUGAGUAGAAGAAGGUGAAGCAGGUGGUAAUUUAGAUUCAGUUGCUCCUGCGGCUGGCCUGGCGAAGUGCCACCCUCGGAACGACAACUCAAUCACGCCUUAACAGCAGAAGAUGUCUCCCCACCAACCCAGUCGAGCCGAGAAACAACCAAUCUACCAUCCUCGUCGACUGGACCGUAGCCUACUGAUACUCAGGAUCGUCUGGAUAAUCACUAUCGUCUGGGGGGAAUGGAUCUACUUCGAUCGAACGAUCUCGAGCUGUCAAUGGCCAAGACCAACAACAACAACAACAACUGAACCAUUCCAUCUCCUCAUCAUCGCCGACCCUCAACUGCCUUCGACUGACUACUCCUAUCCCGAUAGGAUCCUGCCAUUGCGUUGGUUGAGUAUCAAGAUCAUCGACCAGUUCAUCAGGAAGUCUUGGAGACUACUCAUCAAGAAUACCAAGCCGCAUGCUGUCGUCUUCCUCGGAGAUCUAUUGGAUGGCGGAAUUGCUGCCAGCGACCCAGCCAAGUUUCAAACUUAUGUCGAUCGGUUCUACCACACCUUUCCAAUCCCAGCAGAUCUCUCGUCAGCACCUACCAGCAACCAAACCGAGCCACCAGCCCGUCUGAUCCAUCUGGUCGGGAACCAUGACGUAGGACUAUACCCAUCCACCUCAUAUGAAAGAUCCGCACAGGCCAGGGAACGGUUCAAGAACACCUGGCCUCCUGGUCUACUUAACGGGCACGUAGAAUGGGCUAACCAUACCAUCAUCUGGAUCGACGCUUUAAGUCUCAUCGAAGAAUCUAAGAGAAGGGCCGCCGGAUUGAGCACUCAGGAAGAUGGCCAAGUCACUCGAUUCGUGAAGGAAUUAGCUGGAGCGGAUAUGUUACUACCUAAGGUCCUAUUGACUCAUGUGCCACUCUGGAGACCAGAAGGGACCUCGUGUGGACCACUUCGAGAGUCUCGACGAGAUAUCCGGCAGGGCGCCGGGAUCAAUUACCAGAAUGAGAUCCCGGAAGAGGCAACGAAAAUGGUCUUGGAGAAGAUUCAACCCAGCUUGGUAUUCAGUGGUGACGACCAUGAUUAUUGUGAGGUGAUUCAUACGCUUCCAUCGACUUCCUUGGCCAAUCCAUCACCGCUCUCGAUCCACGAGAUCUCAGUCAAGUCAUUCUCGAUGGGCAUGGGAGUCCAAGAGCCAGGUUACCAACUGGUGACGCUAUCGAAUCCGGGGCGGUUCGGGCGGGCGCCAGAUGAGCAGACGACAUUCCACCGGCCGUGUCUCCUACCGAACCAGAUCAGGAUCUACACCCAUCUGUACCUGCCGCUGCUCCUGAUGAGUCUGGUGGUGCUCUUUGGGCCGGAGAUUUGGCGGAGGAUCAGAAGGAGGACGAGAGGGGGGACGAGUCGGGAGCAAGCGCGGACCAACGGACUGCCGAUCCACCACCGGGCCCAACGACAUCGCAAGUCGCUCUCCCGGACGCUCAUGUUCACCAAGCCGAUCUCCUCAAGCUCGUCCUCCUCCUCCUCUGCCGACGAGGCUCGCUCGGACGAGGAGGCGGGCCCCCGUUUCGCCAGCCAUCGGGCCCGACGUAGCGCCAGUCUCGGCCUGGCCAUCGGCCUCGGCAUCGACCACGGCGACGGCUUCCACUCCCCCUCGGGCUUGCUCAGUUACCAUUCUCCGGUCGACUCUGGACACGACGACCAACGCUUCUCUCACCCCUCUCCUGCCCUCCCCUUCGACCAUUCCCACAAACUACGCAGAUCCGUCGAACUCACUCAGAACUCUACUGAGCUCUCCUCACAUUAUCCUAGCCAUCACCACAGCCCUAAUGCUUACCCUCCUACACAUCUUUACGGUCGGAGUCUUAGUAGUCGCUUCCAAUCCUCUUCUUCCAUCCCUUCCUUCUCCUCAUUAUCUUCUUCUUCUUCUUUUUCUUCGGAUCACCUUUCUCUUAAGCUGCUUCGGCUCUUCUUGGGCCAUCAACUCUCUGAAAGACUGCGCAAUUGGCUCAUCAAUCAUCGCUUCAUUUCUCCCUCUCACUCCACCGGCACCUCUUCUGUUUUCUCUAAACAUCGUCGGCGUAAAAAGAACAAUAUCCUUUCUCCUCUCUGUAGUGGGCUUCGUAGAUUGUUUGGCUUGGUUUGGGUGGUUCUGUUGGUCUUUUUUUCGGUCUGGUUCUCGUUCGAUCUUUAGAUUCUCUAGACACACACUCUCUCCUUUUUACUCGUCCUUGAUUUUUUUUUUCUUUAUAUUCGUCCUUUUUAUCAUCUGCUUUUCUUACAAAACUCAAUACUUCACCCGCCAGGCCUUCUUUUUUGUUCUUUUCUUUUCUCUAGUUUGUGUGUCUGGGUCCAAACC
Molecule: messenger RNA, 2372 nt
Organism: Puccinia graminis f. sp. tritici CRL 75-36-700-3
Lineage: Eukaryota; Fungi; Basidiomycota; Pucciniomycetes; Pucciniales; Pucciniaceae
Exons: 4
Coding region: 141-2207 (688 amino acids)
Biological process (GO): GPI anchor biosynthetic process
Cellular component (GO): endoplasmic reticulum
Molecular function (GO): hydrolase activity
Source: RefSeq, a predicted model, not a curated record